Angiostrongylus costaricensis is the source of this 774-nucleotide messenger RNA. The record is from the annotation of a GenBank genome assembly. Lineage: Eukaryota; Metazoa; Nematoda; Chromadorea; Rhabditida; Metastrongylidae.
AUGUCCUUGCUAAGGGCGUAUUCAUCGACGUCGUCGACGAAGUCGGAUCGUUCACGAGCCAUCGCCUGCAUAAGUGGCGGAAUCGCAACCGGAACACUUAUCGGCCCAGCGUUUCAACUUUUAUUCACACCACUGGGGCCUGAUGGAAUAUACGUGUUACCCUUCUAUCGGCUUAACAUCUACAAUUCGUCUGCUCUGUUCUCGUUUCUGUUGAACGUUCUCGGUUUUCUCCUGAUUAUUUUCGUUUUUGAAGAGCGUUACGACGUUCUCAAUACUGCUACUUCGAGGGACAAAUGCGGAAACGUGCCUCUUUCACUGAAUAUAAUGUGUUUUGAUAGAAGUGUCGGGUCACCGUUUUCAAUGUUGAUGUUUUCGUUCAACAAAGAAGAAGCUAUCACUUAUAACUCUUCUGCUCAUUUCGCAGCCGGUUUUGUCGGUGUCAUAUUGUAUUUUGUCUUCAUUUUUUUCGAUCUCUCCAAAUUGAUGGCACCUCGAAUAUGCUCAAUGCUCUCGUUAUUGCUCCUUGCAAGCUUGUUUCUGUUCACAUAUUCGUGGCCAUUUCUACCUAAUAAGGUUGAACUUUCUGUGAACGGGUCUGAUUGGGGUUGUUCCACGGAGCGAUUUGACUGGUGCGACGACCUGACUAUGGUUUCUCCAUGGAUUUACUACACGUUUUACGUUCUAUUCUUUGGCACUGGAAUGUCCAUAAUGAAUAUUGCCGUUACAACUUUGUAUUCGGAAAUAAUAGGACCACGACGACAGGUAUACUUUUAA